Messenger RNA from Anguilla rostrata (American eel), 3314 nucleotides. It is a transcript of the gene ube2s, whose product is annotated as ubiquitin-conjugating enzyme E2S. The transcript is spliced from 4 exons. Lineage: Eukaryota; Metazoa; Chordata; Actinopteri; Anguilliformes; Anguillidae. The coding region runs from base 575 to 1285 and encodes 236 amino acids. The record is from RefSeq and is a predicted model, not a curated record.
AAUUAGUUUGUGAAGCUGUAUUUUUGUUCCUGUGUCAACGAAAAGGAGAAUACGGGCCGUAGCCGACCGGACAUUUAACAACUAGCUGGAAAGCUAAUAUUUAAACUACAAAGAGAAACAACAUCAACUGUUUUACGCUCGCUUCAGUACAUUGCAUUUAAUUAAUAUUUUAAGUGAAAGUUAGCUGGCUAACAUUUUAUAUCGUGUAGCGCUUUUGAAGCUACCUAUGUUGGCAAGCUAGUAGACUAAGAGGCGAAGAAUCGCUCAGCUUUUGGCUAACGUUUGGCACUCAGCUGGUUAGAAAACUCUAUUGCUAUCUAAUAUUGACGCAACUACAGCUAUCUUAAAUUUAUGUAGUUAAACUAGCUAACGUUAGUAUCCUCAGCGAAGCGCUGUUCCUAGAUAGCGUCACCGUUUUUGAAAGAAAACCACUAGCUACUGUCGAUAGCAAGUUGGCUAACGCUAUUGCUGAGCUUAAACGGCUAUUAAAGCAAUCCGUAGCUAGCAAGCUACGUCUUUACUUCCAAUUAGUUUGAAGGUUUCCUGUGACCCAAGGUAGUCUGGAUUUGAAGACAUGAACUCCAAUGUGGAGAACUUGCCCCCUCAGGUUCUGCGACUAGUAUACAAGGAGGUGACGGCGCUGGCUGCAGACCCCCCUGAGGGUAUCAAGAUCUAUCCUAGCGAAGAGGACAUCACAGAACUACACACUGCAAUAGAGGGACCAGAGGGAACUCCAUUUGCCGGAGGCAUUUUCCGUAUGCGCCUGGUUCUGGGGAAAGACUUCCCUGCAGCACCACCCAAGGGAUACUUCCUGACCAAGAUUUUCCAUCCUAAUGUGGGCCACAAGGGUGAAAUAUGUGUCAAUGUGCUAAAGAGAGACUGGAGAGCUGAGCUGGGCCUCAGACAUGUCUUACUUACUAUCAAGUGCCUGCUGAUUCACCCCAACCCCGAGUCGGCUCUCAAUGAAGAAGCUGGACGGUUACUCUUGGAAGACUAUGCUGAAUAUGCCUCCCGUGCCCGGCUGCUCACUGAGAUCCACGCUAUGGGUGGACCAGGGGGCACCUCGGGAGGGCCCCAAGAACCUGGCGAGGGGCCACAACCCAAAAAACAUGCUGGAGACCCCAACAAAAGGGCAGUGGUUACCACAGCUUCCUCAGGAGCCAACGGCAAUGGGGCAAACAGCGGCAUUGGCAGUGGCGGCAGCAAUAGUAUUAGUGGUAAUGUCAAUAGUAAUGUGGUCGUGAAAAAGAAAACAGAUAAAAAAAGAGCCUUGAGACGACUCUAAUGCUGUCUGUUUGCGAGUGUGUGUUGUGUGCGCGCGUGUGUAUGUAGAAGUUUGCAGACUACUAUUGUUUCACCUGUUUCUUACCCACCCUAAAUCUGUCAGUUUUUACUCAUCCUGUUUUCUUGCCAGAUUCUUUUUCAGUCCUUUCCUCUUGGACAACUUUUUUUUUUUUUUUUUUUUCUUCCAGAAAAUUUAUUUUUCCAUUGUCAGCUGAGUUGGUGUGCAUUCCACACACUGAAAUUGCAUAUAGUAUUAAUUUAGUCGGUGAGGCACGUGGUAUCAAAUAUUGAAAUUUGAUCAUGCUAAAGACGUUUUUAGUUUUUUCAUAAUUUUUCAUUAAUUGCGUUUUUUCAAUAUUUUGUUUUCUGUAAAAUGGAAAGUACAGGGAUCAAGGAAGGAAACCAUAAAAUGGAUCAUCCACUCUCACUCUAAUCUCUUUCUUGCUGAGGUUGUAACUACUUAGCAACUACUGUCUUUGAAAUUGGAUGUUUGUAUUUUUCAAUGAGGUAUCUUACAGGGAGCUUAAGACUGUUCUCUUCAGACUCAGUAUCAGUUUAUCAUACCAUUAUCAUAUAUUUAAUUGGAGUUUGAAAUUAAUUUUGACUAUUGAGAAAAGUAACUGUUCGAAAGUGAAGCCAAGUGUUCAAUUGGAUGUAUAAGCAUUCACCAACUUGAAGUUUAGUACAUCCAAACCAGACUUUUCUCUGGGUCUUCAUUUUCCUCAUAGAACCACCCAAGGUGCCUUUUGAGAAAAAAUCAUAAUUGUGAUCCAUUUUGAACAGAAUUGGAAAAUGGAGGGUCAUCUACAGAUUUUUAUAUGAUCAUCAAGGCUAGAAAUAAGUAUAAAUUUGCUAAAAUGCCAUUGCCUAUUGUAGUGCUUUUAUAGUGAGAAAAAGAAUAAUUGAUUUUAGGAGUGGGAAUUUAAAUUUAGAUCCAAGUAAAAGGAUCAGAUGGGGAUGGUGUUUUCUAGACCUCAGAUCAAUUCCUGAAUGGUUACAUGAGAUUGGGAAAUUAUGUCCGUCUCCUUGUGAUUAUAAGUGAUUAUAGUUAAUGGGAAUCUUUUUAUUCCCUUUAGGGUUUUUAUUUUGUGCUGGCCAGGCAAGAGUAAAUUCCACUCUGAUGUUAAUAUCUGUGACAUCAGUGUCUGAAAUUUCUGUAGCUAGAAUGUCUGCAGUUAUUAACUGAAGUUUGACGGAUGAAGGAGUGGUUGAGAGAGGGUGGCAAAUUGUGGUCUGGAUGUUGCUUUUUUUUUUUCUCCGAUGUGUUUUUUCCACUUUUCUAAGAUGUUGUGAUUAUUUUUGCCCAUUUUUAAAGAAAAUACAGAUGUAAUUUUACCUUCGUAGCCCAGUAUUUUCAAGAGAGCUUUUAGAGUGAGAUGGCUUGCAGUCAACUAUCCUUUGGCACGUGAGGGGGACAACAUGUAAUGAACAGCAAGCUGGAAAUGCAGUACUGAACACAAUAUACACUGACUGGAAUAUGGCCUUGGAACUGUACCUGCACAUUAGAGUAAUGUAUCCAUAGACAUACAGGUCCGAUGAAUCCUUGUGUCCUUGAUGACUAGCAUGAUAGACAAUUAUCAUUGAGAUGCGUUAACAUGCGUAUAUCCCUAUAACCCAGUCUUGUUUGUGCUGUCUGCACUUACCCUGUUCCACAGGGUCCUAGUUGGAUAAAAUGUAUAUCUCUUUGGGUAGAGUUCAAUGGUAUGAAUAGACAAAAAUUACGUACAUGGCUGAGUUUCUUUGGUUUUCUGUUUUACAUAAGUGUUCUUUGGAAAUGUUUAGACAAAGCAUUUACUGGUCCAGGAUUUCCCAGGGAAAUAUUUGUGAGUGUUGCCUUUCCUUGGGGAGAAAACCUGCUGUGGAAAGUCAGCCAUUGUGCAAAAUCAAUUGAGGGGGGAGGGGAGGUAGGGUAUUAUACAGUAUAUAUAAUUUCUUUGUUUGUGUCCUUGUAUGUUAUUUAAAUUAACAACAAAAAAUUCUAGAAAAAUAAAUAAAAUGCAAACACUUGUUUGGUGAGUUAUCCUUGGUUA